Ruditapes philippinarum (Manila clam) is the source of this 479-nucleotide messenger RNA. Its product is annotated as tyrosine-protein kinase HTK16-like. The record is from RefSeq and is a predicted model, not a curated record. The annotation marks the transcript as partial. Lineage: Eukaryota; Metazoa; Mollusca; Bivalvia; Venerida; Veneridae. The transcript has 2 exons. Gene Ontology annotation, biological process: positive regulation of translation in response to endoplasmic reticulum stress; positive regulation of endoplasmic reticulum stress-induced intrinsic apoptotic signaling pathway; negative regulation of endoplasmic reticulum stress-induced eIF2 alpha phosphorylation.
AGCCACAAAAUAUUACGGUUCACAAAAUGGACGAAUAAACAAGGAAGUAAAAGUAACUUGGUCGAGUUUUUACUUCCUACUUGCUCGAAACUUCAGAAUGAGUGACUAUUAUGAUGACGAUGAGCAUGGUGAUUCCAUAUACGCAAAUGACUUGACAUCAGAGCUGUUAAAUGUUCAGGAGUUAUUGAAAUCAAAAUCACUUGAAGAGCUUCUCAAGGAAGAUCGUGAUAACAUAAAAGAGAAGGAAAAAGAGAAACAGUGGUAUCAUGGACGAAUAGCCCGAGACGUUGCAGAGGAAAUUUUGAAAAAAGGACUUUUAAAACAUGGACAUCUUGAUGGUUUGUUUUUGGUGCGAGAAAGCUCCUUCUCUUCCUCAAGUUUUGUGCUGUCUUUAUAUAGUAAAGGCAUUUUCUUCCACUUCCAAAUCAAUGAGGUCAAAUCAGCACACUUCAGCAUUGAUCAAGGUCCCACAGUUCAUG